AUGCCGGCAUGGUCUGAGACGGCACCACAACAUGUUGACAGCCUACAGGACUUGUUAAGCGGCGAUCAUUGCGAUGUCGGCACUCUUCAACGUCUGCUCGACUGGAUCGCACGCGCACAUAUUGACACCCUGUCUGCUCAUGCGACGCUCAUCGUCGACAAGCUAGCUUGCUGUGUAUACAAGGCAGGGUCUCGCAAGCUAGCGCUUCAGAUCAUCUAUCGGGUUUACAAACCGCUCCCAAAGGCGGUCAUCUCGCGCCAAUGCGAGCAGCUGCUACGCCUUCUGUACGACGUGCUCUGCAAAUACGGGCCACUGGAUUCAGCAUCUCUCCCGUGCGCACUUAAGCUUUGGCGGCUCGCUGUAAGCUCUAAGGCCUCCGUCAUCGACGCGACACGCGCCAAGCAGACCGUCGCUAUCUUCCAAGCAUAUGCGUUUGACGACGCGGAGGAGCGCAACAGACUGCUUGCAAUCGAGUGCCUGGCCGCAGUUGUAGAGACACAGACUGUUCUGCUUCAUGCGCACUUUUUCGAGCUCCUGCCAGAUGUCGAAGGCCCUUCACUGUGGUCGCUGAUCGAAGGUGAUUCAUGUCGGUCCGUCAGACAGAAAGCCUGUCACGCUGCGAGCACGCUGCUUCAGAGGUCUGCGAGAUUUAUCGGGGCAGCGCAAGAAACGUCCGGACAUUCUGCUUUCACCUCGCUUUCAGCUCGUCUGGCAGAAUGCGUCUUCUCUGCACACGCCACCGUCAUCAGACUACUCGCUUCGACCGCAAAUCGAGCGAUACAACUAGAUCUACUCAAGCUAGCAAGAUCACUCGUGACGGUCACACCUCUUUCUCGGCUGGUGCGCGACCUUUUGAAUCCCAUGGCAUCGCAACUGCGGCUGUCGCUCGUCCGGUGCGAGACUACAAGUGAAUUGGCUCUGGCGGUCUAUGACGUGCAAGCUGCCCUCUCAACAGCGAUCGCAAGACCUUUGACGACUGCAAGUCUCACAACGCUACGCACUGAUGGCCAGCAUCUCUGGCUUGCACUUCGCACGUUAGAGCCCUCUGCGCCCAGUGCGGCGCAGAUGUGGCAGAAUCUGACAGCCUUCAUAGACGUCCUUACAUCAGCGACGUACGAAGAAACACUGCAACAUAUCGCCGUGCUCAGCUCGAAUGCCGUCUGCUCUGCUCAGAUUCGAUAUCUUGAGCGGUCGCAUAUUCGAGAUGCUGAGUCCGCCAACUCUGCUGUGCUGCUCAUCAUCACCAUACUCAAUCAUUCGAGAAGCUCUGAACACAUACACGAGACAGGCGUCAAGAGCUUGGGCGUCCUGCUUGAGCACGUCGCCUCGCUCUCUUCCCUCGACAACGUUGUCGGCAUAUUGACGCCAAUGCUUCGAGCGGAUUAUUUCAGCGAGCAAAUCGAAAGCAUGCAGUGGGCGUCUAGUUGGAGCGUUGCCGCCGCAUGCGACGCUGCUAGCAAAACGCAGCGCGAGCAGCUGGUUCCAACGCGGCUUGUGCCCGAUGUACUAGAAUGCUCAUCGUCUGCCAAAGGCAAGACGCACAUCAACCUGGUGCGUAUUUUGGGCAGCGUGAUUACGCGAGCAGAGUCGCAGGAUCAGCAGGAGGCCACACGAUAUUUCGCGACCCAAGUCAAGAGCUCGGAUCCGAAAGUUGCCUGGAAUGCCGCAAAGGCUGCAGCAUCAGUGCUUGCGUUGCCGAUCGAUCACACAGAGCUCGUUGAGGCGCUAUGUCAGACUGUCAUAUCGUCUAACAACAUCAAGGCUCGCUUGCAAAUCGCCACGACGCUGUCCAGUGCAAUGCUCAGGGAAUCAAAUGCCAGAAGAUCCUUGCUAGCCAUCGAAGACUGCCUCAGCACACUGUCAACGGAAAACAGAAGGCACAGCUUUCGCGAUCAUGCGAUGGUGCAAACCCUCAGGGAUCAGCUCAGUGCAGCAAGGAGUCACCUCGCGUCAUUGCUCGCUUGACUUUGUGCAUCAUUACUUUGCAAAGUGCUAUCGUGUAACACAUAUCAGCUCGUUGGCGCGGUGUGAGUCGCGUCAAGACUCACCACUGUCCAUGAGGACAGAAUCCUGCGCCGGUUGAUACCUUCUGGAUCCAGGCCAGGAGUACCGUAGGUGAAUGGCGCGAAAUAGACG
Mixia osmundae IAM 14324 is the source of this 2136-nucleotide messenger RNA. RefSeq lists its product as uncharacterized. The transcript has 2 exons. Bases 1 to 1965 code for a protein of 654 amino acids. The record is from RefSeq and is a predicted model, not a curated record. NCBI's taxonomy places the organism in Eukaryota, Fungi, Basidiomycota, Mixiomycetes, Mixiales, Mixiaceae.